CCAGAAGACGGAGCACACAUUCACUGGACCUGUCUAUCUCACUUAGAAUGGCACAGAACGGAACGGCAGAGAAUGGAGUGGCCGACCAAAUGCCUGUUCCUCAUCCUGUCGGAGUGAAGGACAUCACACACACCAAGAUUUUCAUCGACAAUGAGUGGCACACAUCCAGCAGAGGAAGGACGUUUCCAACUUUCAACCCAGCGACAGGUGUCAAACUCUGUGAUGUGGAAGAAGCAGACAAAGAGGACGUGGACCGGGCGGUGGGAGCAGCGAAGGCGGCCGGGAGGAGAGGCUCUCCGUGGCGGAGGAUGGACGCGUCCGGCCGGGGAAGACUGCUGCACAAACUGGCCGACCUGAUGGAGAGGGACCGGCUGCUACUGGCGACCCUGGAGAGUCUGGACACAGGGAAGCCCUUCCUGCAGUCCUUCUUCAUCGACCUGGAGGGCAGCAUCAAAACUCUCCGCUACUACGCAGGCUGGGCCGACAAGAUCCACGGGAAGAGUCUGCCUGUAGAUGAAAACUUUGUGUGUUUAACCAAACACGAGCCUGUUGGUGUGUGCGGCGCCAUCAUCCCAUGGAACUUUCCUCUGCUGAUGUUCGUGUGGAAGAUAGCACCCGCCCUGAGCUGUGGAAACACUGUGGUCAUGAAACCAGCUGAGCAGACCCCCCUCACAGCGCUGCACGUAGGAUCGCUCAUCAAAGAGGCUGGCUUUCCUCCUGGAGUGGUGAACAUCGUUCCAGGGUUUGGCCCCACAGCCGGAGCAGCGAUCGCCAGCCACAUGGACGUGGACAAAGUGGCCUUCACCGGCUCUACAGAGGUGGGACAGCUGAUCAAAGAAGCAGCAGCCAAAAGUAACCUGAAGAGAGUGACUCUGGAGCUGGGAGGGAAGAACCCUGUCAUCGUGUUUGCUGACUGUGACUUGCAUCUGGCUGUGGAGGAGACCCAGAAGGGAGCGUUUUAUAACCAGGGUCAGUGCUGCACGGCUGCGUCUCGAGUCUUUGUGGAGGAGAGUAUCUACGAGGAGUUUGUGCGUCUGAGCGUAGAAAACACAAAAAAGAUCGUAAUAGGAGACCCGCUGGAUCCCCGCACAUCACACGGGCCUCAGAUCGACCGGCAGCAGUUUGAUAAGAUCAUGGAUCUGAUAGAGAGCGGGAAGAAGGAGGGAGCCAGACUGGAGCGCGGAGGAGCCGCUGUGGACGACAAGGGCCUCUUCAUUCAACCCACCAUCUUCUCAGGGGUCAAAGACCACAUGCGCAUUGCCAAGGAAGAGAUCUUUGGUCCUGUGCAGUGUAUAUUCAGCUUUAAGAGUCAGCAGGAGGCCAUCGACAGAGCAAACAGCUCAGAGUACGGCCUGGUGUCUGCAGUCUUCACCACCAGUUUGGACAGAGGUCUGACUGUGUCUGCGGCUCUGGAGAGCGGCACCGUGUGGAUAAACUGCUACAACGCCCUUCAUGCCCAGGUUCCCUUUGGAGGAUAUAAGAUGUCAGGAAACGGACGUGAACUGGGGGAGUAUGCCUUGGCUGAGUACUCUGAGGUGAAAGCAGUGACCAUCAAACUGAGUGAGACCCUGUGAGGAGAAGAGGGACGGUCCGUUUGAAACAUCAGGACAAAAACACACACCUUUACAACACACGCACACACACACACACACACACACACACUAUCAUGUCGUCAGUCAGGCUCAUACACAUCAGGGUGAAGGCAUCUUUAGAGACCAUGUCAAAGGGCGGAGCUUAUACUCUCUGCUGACUGAGGAGGUUGGGUUGUAAUGCUGUAACAGGGUGUCUCAUUAGGUGUUUAACCCUUUGUUUCUGUGUUGAAAUGCUCCCAGUUGUAGAUGUAAAUGUCCUCCUUUUUCUCCAGCUGUAGGUGACAAACAUGUUUUUUUUUACACAGACAGGGGUUAACACCUGAGGGGUGCACUAAGAAGUGAGAUAAGAGGGUAGUCCUGGCCUGUUGUGCCUAAAGCCAGAGUUAGCUGGCUCUCCUUUAAGCUGGCUAGAUCACCAUGGUGACUGACUCCGUACCAGGUAAUGUUUAGAGCUAACAGUUUAACGUUACCUGUGAAUGUCCUCAGUUCAGUUUUAAUGUCAGAGACGAAGCUGUGCCGUUACAGUAGCACAUAGCCUACUGUAUGUGUCAUGUCAUGGAGCCUGAAUACAUUUAGUUUGGAUACCUGUUGGUCUCAGGUCAAACUAGCAUGUUUAAUCUCUUCAGAUCAUCCCCACAGUAAAAGAACGCUGAGAACACAGCAUCUUAAAAAACUUCAACUUUAUACUGUAUGCUUCAUUAAAAUAUGCUGAAGUCUGUUUAACACGGCUGGUUUUAACAUUUCACCACUAGGUGUCACUGUUGUUAUUUUACACUGUUGAUUAAGGCUAUAGGCUUCAGUCAUCAUCUAUUCAUAAUCAUCAUAUUUUAAAAACAUUUGAGUUUCGAUUUGUGGAUUAACGUCAGUUAACAGAAGUUAUUUUCAGCCGUUAGUCUGUUCAGAGACGAUAAGAUACGAGAGGAAAUAUUAUAUCAAACACUGCAUUAAGAAAGAUGUUUUUCUGAGGGGUCAGUUAGCCUAGCUAUAUCGCCUGCCCAACGUACAGAGUCAAAAGGGUUCAAAUCCAGCCUCAGCACUUUGCUGAAUGUCCUCCCAGCACUUCCUGUCUCUCUUCAGCUGUAAAAUCAAAGAAAGGCAAAAAGGCCCAAAAUAUAUCUUUACAAAAAAAAACUAAAAGAAAGAUGCUUUUCACUGAUUGGUCAGGUUAAAACAUCAUUUUGGUUACUUUGGAUGUUACACUCUACAAGUUAGGAUGACCCCUACCAUCUCCAAACGACGACAUCAUUUAAACUACAAUUGAACUAGUUUUCAUAGAGUGUGGUAACUUAAGACACCAACACACAGCUGCAGACAAAGGACACAGGGAGGUCUAAAUAUUUUCACCACACGGGACAAGAAGGAGAAGAUGUGGUUAGUUUUCUGCUGACUCCUGUGAUGUCCUCUGACACAGGAUUGUUAAUCCCACAGAGUAAUGACACUAGAUACAUAGAAAUAAAACAUAGUGAUUAAUCAACACUGAUAGGAUUUACAUGUGAGUGUUCGGUUCUGUUCAUCAGAAACACUGAGAUGAUGUCUGUCUGUAUUCCUAGAUAUAUGCAAAUCUUUUUUUUUUACUGAUCCUGACCUGUGUGCUGUCAUAUGAAUGUCCUCUGUGCUGAACAGACUGUUUCUUAUCUCAGCUAAGGUAACAUUUACCUGGAUGAUAAAGUUGUAGAACUGGAACAGCACCAAUGGUGCAGUGUUAGUGUCGACUUGGUGUGUGUUUUUUUAUACCAACAUGUUUAUAUUUUCACACAUGGACAACAAAUCUGUCUGCAUUUUCUCAUAGUAGUUUGUAUUUAAACUGACAUUUUGAAUUAAAGAAAA
This is a messenger RNA of Labrus mixtus (cuckoo wrasse), 3419 nucleotides long. RefSeq names its product aldehyde dehydrogenase 1 family, member A3 (gene aldh1a3). The transcript has 13 exons. The record is from RefSeq and is a predicted model, not a curated record. Lineage: Eukaryota; Metazoa; Chordata; Actinopteri; Labriformes; Labridae. Gene Ontology annotation, molecular function: aldehyde dehydrogenase (NAD+) activity. Bases 48 to 1574 code for a protein of 508 amino acids.